Molecule: messenger RNA, 817 nt
Organism: Rhizophagus irregularis DAOM 181602=DAOM 197198
Lineage: Eukaryota; Fungi; Glomeromycota; Glomeromycetes; Glomerales; Glomeraceae
Source: RefSeq, a predicted model, not a curated record
UUUUAUUUCCAUAUCAUCUUUAGAUGUUGCAAUUAAGAAUAGAAAGCAACUUAAUUUGAAUGAUUAAGUUAAACCACUAUAACAUAAGUUAAGAAAAGGAUAAUAUGGUCCAAGAAAAAGUUAACUUAAUCCAAGAAAAGGUUAACUUAAUCCGAGAAAAGAAUCACAUAAUCCGAAAAAAGAGUAACAUAGCCCAAGAAAAGGCUAGCUUACUCCGAGAAAUUGCCGACAUAGCUCUAGAAAUGGCUAGCAUAGCUAGAGAAAGAGUUAACAUUGUCCGAGAUAAGGGCAACAUAAUCCGAGAAAGAUGUAACAUAAUCCGAGAAAAGGAUAGAAUAGUUCGUGAAAAUGAUAACAUGGUCUAUGACAAUAUGAUACACGAGAAGGAUGCUAUGAUCCAUGAGAAGAGUAUCAUGAUCCAAGAGAAGGAUGCCAUGAUCAUACCACGAUCCACGAGAAGUAUUACAUGAUCCAAGAGAAGGAUGCCAUGAUCCACGAGAAAGAUGUCAUGAUUCAAGAAAAGGAUAAAGAAAUUCAAGGGAUUUAAAGAAAUAUAAUAAAAUUCAAUAAGAGGAUUCAAAAAAAGGAUAAACAAAAGAUAAGAAAUCUAAUUAUCAAAUGAUAAUAAAAAAUAGUCCAGUUAAAGAUGUUUAUAUUAUUCCGUAAGUAUAUAGAAAACGGAUAGAAGUUGCUAUGUAUACAAUUAAAAAAAUCGUGUAGUUGAUGGAAUGAUACAACCAAAGUAUAACUUAUUAAAUUAUGACAAUGUAUUUUUGGAGAUCUUGGAGAGGAUUUAAUAAAUGUUAAAAAAAAAAUA